This is a messenger RNA of Paramecium pentaurelia, 709 nucleotides long. The record is from the annotation of a GenBank genome assembly. NCBI's taxonomy places the organism in Eukaryota, Ciliophora, Oligohymenophorea, Peniculida, Parameciidae.
UAAUGGCAUCAUUCAUUCAGACUCUCUUGACUAAAAUUCUACACAUUCUAUACGUUAUUCCAUCAACUAUUUAUGAUAUGAUCAUAUCAAAUUUCUUAACAAAAUAUAGUUAUGAAAGAUUAGUCUUUUAUAUGAACUAAAAAAAUCCAAAAAGAAUCCUAGAUAUUGGUGUAGGAACAGGAUCACCUUUAAAGCAUAUAUGGAAUUAAUUACCAUAAAAUUGUGAAGUCUUAGGAGUGGAUAUUGAUUAAGCCUAUGUUUUAAAGGCAAAUAAUAUUUUCAGAAAUUAUAAUUUAGGUGGACGUAAAUUGGAAAUUAGAUAUCAAAAUUUUUAUGAAGUGUCUGAAAAGAAGGAAGGUAAAUUUGAUGCAGUUGUCUUUUCUUCAUCAUUUAUGCUUAUGCCUAAGAGAAUUGAAGCACUUGAAUUGGCAAAAUCAUUACUUAAUCCAGGAGGAUCAAUAUAUUUCAUAUUGACUCUACAACCAGAUAGUAAAAAAAAUUCAACAUUCUUGUAAUUCGUUGAAUACAUUAAACCUAAAAUCAAGUAUUUCACAACUAUAGAUUUUGGAUAAAUCACAUAUGAAAAAGAGUUUGAGACAUUAUUAAGCAAGACUCAAUUAAAAAUAGUAAACAAGGAGAAAUUAAAUAAGGAUUUCAAUAUUCCAACUAAAAUUUUUAGAGUUUUUGUGUAUGAAACUAAAGCUUGAGU